Molecule: messenger RNA, 3758 nt
Organism: Cuscuta campestris
Lineage: Eukaryota; Viridiplantae; Streptophyta; Magnoliopsida; Solanales; Convolvulaceae
Source: the annotation of a GenBank genome assembly
GUGUAUUGGAUGGUGUGUAAAAAUGAAAGUGGACAAAUACUCUGGACAGAGGGAGUAUAUCAAAAGAUCUACAAAACUAGAGGUGACAUGACUAUAUUAUUUUAUCAAAUGAGGGACGAAAACAAAGUGAAUAAAGUUUCACCCUAUGAAUAGUGAACGGAAAGUUUUUUUUUGUGCACGGAGAGAGUAUGUUUUUUCACGGUGUUAAAAAAAAUGAAAUAGAUCUAUGCGGAGAGAAAAAUAAUGCAAACUAUUUAAUGUUUUUCUUAAGAGGAAUGAGAAGUUUAUUUUGGAUAAGCUAAAAUGGGAGGUGGCAAGUUAAUUUUGGGACGGAGAUUAUUAAAUAUAUAAUGCCAUACUCUAUAUUUCUGUUUAAGUAGUGUAAUUAAUCCUAAUAAUAUACUCUCUCUAUCUCACUGUUUUUGAGACGGGGUGGUGGCUUGCAAGUUAAGAAGUGUGGAAUUGUGUGGGUGAAAUUGAUGUGAAAAAGUAAAAAUAAUGUGAGCUACAGAAAUCUUACUAAGAGGGUGUAUGCGACUUAUUUUGAAAAUGAUUCUCAGCUUUUGCAGUGUAAACUAUCUUAAGGGUCAGUGCGUACUCACUAAUAUAUCAAACCACAUUUGUGGAGUGGUUUUGUGUUUUACAUAAACCGCACCAAUCCACUCCUGCCCAGCUCUACUAGAACUGGACAUUGAGCUAGAAGCACUAAUUGCUGUUGUUGCUACUGCAGACAGUCCUCUGCUUGAUGACAAGCAUUCUGAGGCAGUAGAUCCAAUGGAGGCAGAUUUUCCAUCUGGGGAAACUAAAAGAGAACUGGAAACAGAUGAAAAUGUUGUAUCAAAGGCUGAAGGUGUUGAAGCUGCUUUAAUUCCAAUCGUGGAAGCUAAUAAAGAAUUGGGAAUAGACAAAGAAUGUGCAUUGAGGGCUGAAGUAGAUGAAGCUGCUAAUAGAGAAAUGGAAACAGGUGAAGAGCAGGCAACAGUGGCCAAAGAAGAUGAACAUGAUUCGAUACCAACUGCUGAACCCAAGAGAGAAAUUGGAACAAUAGAGGAGGUAACAGAUAGAGAAAGUGCAAUAGAGGCCGUAUUUGAUGAAGCUGCUCAUAGAGAAAUGGAAACAGAUGCCGAGGAGGUAACAGUGGCAAAAGAAAAUGAGCCAGAUUUAAUUCCAACUGCUGAAGCCAAUAGAGACAUAGAAACAGUAGAUGUGGCAACAGUGGAUGAAGACAAAGAUGAUGCUUUAAUUUCUAUUACAGAGGCUAGUAGAGAAAUGGAAACAGAUGAAGUGGAGGCUACGAGGGCUGAAGAAGAAGAAGCUGCCUCAAUUCCAAUGGUGGAAGUUCGUAGGCAAUUGGAAACAGAUAGGAAGCAUACAAUGGAGGCUGAAGAUGGUGAAAAUGCUUCAGUUCCAACCGGGGAAGCCGAUGUAGAAUUGGAAACAGAUGGAGACUAUGGUAAGUGUGCUGAAGACAGGGACACUGCUAAGUACAUACCAAAGGCUGAAGAUGGUGAAGGUUCUUCAGUUCCAACCGAGGAAGGAAAUAGAGAACUGGAAACAGAUGGAGAAGUUGUUAUGGAGGUGAAAGACAGUGAAACUGCUACAUACAUAACAAAGGCUGAACACAGUGACGAUGCUUCAGUUCCAACUGGGGAAGCCAAUCAAGAAUUGGAAACAGAUCGAGAUGAUGUUAUGGAGGUUGAAGACAGGGAAACACCUGUUCAAACUGUGGAAGGCAAUAGAGAAUUUAUCGAAGUUGCAGAGGACAUUAUGAGGUCAGAAGAUGCAGAGGACAUUAUGAGGUCAGAAGAUGGUGAAGCUGCUUCAAUGUUAGAGGAUUCACAGGAAGAUCCUCAAUAUGGGGAAAAUGAGGCGAGUACUGCUGAAGAAAUUGCUACCGAAAUCGAAACUGAAACUGAUGUCGUAGACUCAGCUAAAGGCUUUUCAGGAAAGCAUAAAAAAAGGAAGAAUUCUAACAGCCCCUCUACUCAUAAGGCAACCACAAGAGCUCCUAGGAGGAAAGUGACUGGAGAAGAUGUUUGCUUCAUUUGUUUUGAUGGUGGAGAUCUGGUGCUUUGUGACCGCAGGGGCUGCCCAAAAGCUUAUCAUCCAUCUUGUGUUAAUCGCGAUGAAGCAUUUUUUCGAGCAAAAGGCCGUUGGAAUUGUGGUUGGCAUCAAUGUAGCAUUUGUGAGAAGAAUCCACAUUACAUGUGUUAUACAUGCCCCUACUCCCUAUGCAAGGGGUGCGUCAAAGGUGCUGUUUUUUUAUGUAUUAGAAGAAACAAAGGCUUUUGUGAGACCUGCAUGAGAGUGGUCAGGCUAAUUGAAAGCGAGCAGCAAGGAGGCGAAGAUAUACAUGUAGAUUUUGAUGACAAAAGUAGUUGGGAGUUUCUUUUCAAGGACUACUAUAUGGAUUUGAAAGAGAAGCUCUCCUUAUCUUCAGAAGAAAUAGCGAAUGCCAAAAGUGCAUGGAAGGGAUCUGAUGUCUCUGGCAAUAGACAUGAGCAGUCUGCACCACAUUUUGACAGUAAUGAAGAUGGAGGUUCUGGCUCUGACAAUUCUGAUGAGAAGGUUGAAGUCAAUAGUUUAAAGAGAAGAAAGGUCACAAAAAGAUCAAAGUCCCUUUCAAAAGAAGCUGCUAUGAGUAAUAUACCCAUAAAUGCUGGAAAUGAAGGCACAUCUACACCUGACAGCACUACAUGGGCAUCAAAAGAGCUAAUUGAAUUUGUUAAGCACAUGCGAAAUGGUGACACUUCAGUUGUUCCUCAGUUUGAAGUGCAGACUUUGUUGCUCGAGUAUAUCCAAAGGAACAAACUUCGUACUCCAAAUAAGAAGAGUCAAAUCACAUGUGAUUCAAGACUUCAAAGUCUAUUUGGAAAACCACGUGUUAUGCAUUUUGAAAUGUUAAAAUUAUUGGAAUCUCACUUUCAUAUAAAGGAGGAUUCUCAUACCGAUGAUGCCCAUGGCACUGUUGUUGAUACUGAGAUAGAGGCUGAUGAAAACCAGGACACACCUGUGAGGGAAGUCAAAGAUAGGAAACACAAGCGUAAGAAGGGCAACAUUCGAGGACCACAAUCUAAUCUUGAUGAUUAUGCAGCUAUUGACAUGCACAACAUCGGCUUGAUCUAUGGUCGGCGGAAGUUAAUGGAGGACCUGCUUGAAGACGUGGAGAAUUUUCAAGAAAAAAUUGUUGGUACCUUUGUGAGAAUAAGGAUCUCAGGUAACAAUCAAAAGCAAGAUAUGUACAGACUGGUUCAAGUCAUAGGUCUGAGCAAAACGUCCGAUCCAUAUAAAGUUGGCAAAAGAACUACAGAUAUCUUGCUUGAAAUCUUGAAUUUGAACAAGACAGAGGUCAUCUCAAUUGAUACAAUCUCAAACCAAGACUUCACUGAGGAUGAAUGCAAACGUUUACGACAAAGUAUGAAAUGUGGUCUUAUUAAUAGGCCCAAAGUGGGUGUAAUUCUUGACAAGGCCUUGGAAUUGCAUGAAGCAAGAGUCAAUGAUUGGUUGGAAUCAGAGAUCCUGCGUAUAACUAAUCUUCGUGAUCGAGCAAGUGAGAAAGGGCGCCGGAAAGAAUAUCCUUUUUAAUGAAAUGCUUCCUUCAUUACGAUGCUCAGUUUUCAUAUGACUAAAUAUAACUAGUCUACCACUUUGUGCUUGAUGAUAUUGUCUAGUGUCUACUUGCUUGCUUGCUAUCCAGUUGUUCACAGGCCAGAACCCUUUUACUAAGCCCUUUAUGCAAAUAAUGGCAUUUGAACCUU